AUGGCCUCAGCAUGGCUUCUCCUGGCGUUCUCCUUAGCCGCCGCCCAGAGUUUUGAUCAGCUCACACCCGGAGUGUUGGAGCCCGCGCUGGAGCUGCCCCAGCUGCCCAAGACCAACUCCACUCUCAACCUGACCUGCUUCGGUUGGCGGCUCUUGGCCCCGGAGCUGAUCCUCACCUCCGGCGGCGCGCUGCACUUCGGGGAGCGGAUCACGGAGGAGGAGCUCCUCAGCAUCCGCCACGUCUCAGCUGACCUCAUCGUCACAGACGACUGGUUUCUUACGAAUUUGGACUUGCUCGCUGGUCUGGAAAGUGUAGGGGGCAAUGUGGAGAUCCGCUGGAACGAGCGGCUGCGAGACAUCUCCGGGCUCUCGAACAUCCGCGUCAUCGGGGGCACCAUGAACAUCAUGUUCAACCCCUCCCUGAGCGACAUGCCGGGCUUCACGCAGCUCGAGGUGGUGGGCAGGAGCCUGAAGAUCCUCCACAACACCGCCCUGGUGAGCAUCACAGGCUUCCCUGCGCUGGCGCGCAUCGGCCGAGACUUCACCCUGAUCGGCAACGAGAAGCUCCUGAGCGCGCCCCGCAUGCCGAGCCUGCGCGCAGUAGACGGCAGCAUCGAGGUCGUCUACAACAGGGCCCUGCACAGCUUGGAUGACAUGGUCGUCGCCUUGGAGAGGGUCGAAGGGAACUUCAUCAUCAAGGACGCCUCCUGA
Molecule: messenger RNA, 711 nt
Organism: Effrenium voratum
Lineage: Eukaryota; Dinophyceae; Suessiales; Symbiodiniaceae
Source: the annotation of a GenBank genome assembly